CGGAGCGCGAAGAAGGGCGGCAACUCCAGAUGGCUGGGUCAGGCAGAGGAAGAGGACGCUCUUCAUUUACCUUUAACAUUGAAGCCAUUGGCUUUGCAAAAGGUGCAGCUCUACCUGCUGGCACAUGUGAGCCUCCUCCAACAUUUCCUAGUACAGAAAACAAGGCGGUGCCUCUGAAAACAGGAGAAGCUGAAGAUUACAUGUUGGCCUUAAAGCAAGAUUUUAGAGUAACUAUGAAAGGAAUGCCGUAUUUUUUGCCAGUGGAAGAAGAACGUGAAGUAAUUGAGAGGUACAGUAAAAAGUACCAGGACAGGGAAAAGAAGCAUGCAACAUGGACCCCAGAUUGGAGAAGACUCCCAGGAGAGUUAAAGCCAAAGGAAAAGACCAAAAAAGCAGGUGGCAAACCAAAGAAGGCAAAAAGCUCCAAUCAUAAAAGUAAUCUGGAUGUCUUGAAAAAAAUUGAGGAGUUGGAAAAGAAGGAUGAUGAAGAAGAAGAAUCUGAAGAUGAGAAAGAUGAAACUAAAGACAAAAAAGGAGAAGACAGUGACGAUGAUGAAGCAGCAGAGAAGUCAGAGGAAUCUGAUGAAGAGGAGAAUGAAGAGGAAAACGAUUACAUUGCCUCAUACUUUGAAGAUGGAGAUGACUUUGGUGCUAGCAGUGAUGACAAUAUGGAUGAAGCAACAUACUAGCUGUCAUUGCUACUCAAGCCUUACACUACUUGAAUCAAGAGUUCUGGAGGUAGACUGAGUAUCUACAGAUCUAAGGCUUUAGCAUGGGUGGAUUUAAGUCUACCCUCCAAAAAGAGGUUGGACAAUCCCUUUUAAUUACACUGCUGUAAAACAGGAUAUGAGAACCUUUGUUCUGUUACUUUGCCAAGUGUUUUGCAGACAUGCACCUUUAAGGUUCUCUGGAGUGCCCACUGAUGAAGUAAGCUGCAAGCCAUUGCAUUGCCUCUGCACUGAAAAAAGAAUGUAUGUUUUAACUGAAAUUGUGCCUAAGCAUUUGCACUAGUUGGUUCUAUGCUUUAGCAGUCAGCUUGGAAAUCACAGUGACAUUUGAUGACUGCAGCUGGAGAGACUUGGCCUUUACUGACAUGAUCUGCUCGUGUCUGGUAGCUGCCCUCCCUGAAGGGAUUUAUGUAACAUCUACAUUCAGGUGACUGAAAAUAAUCGACAACUAAGCACUUUAUUAUAAGCUGACUUGAAAGGACUCUAGUUAAUACAACAACAAAGUGUUCUGAAGAGCUGCUAUUCUAGUUUAAAAAAAACCCAAAACACUAUUUGCAGCACUUUGAUAAAAAGGGCCUGUAAUGUUUAACACUGUAU
This is a messenger RNA of Dryobates pubescens (Downy woodpecker), 1325 nucleotides long. RefSeq names its product RNA polymerase III subunit G (gene POLR3G). The transcript has 8 exons. Gene Ontology annotation, cellular component: RNA polymerase III complex. The coding region runs from base 30 to 689 and encodes 219 amino acids. Gene Ontology annotation, biological process: cell population proliferation; transcription by RNA polymerase III. The record is from RefSeq and is a predicted model, not a curated record. NCBI's taxonomy places the organism in Eukaryota, Metazoa, Chordata, Aves, Piciformes, Picidae.